Messenger RNA from Cuculus canorus (common cuckoo), 1271 nucleotides. It is a transcript of the gene PCGF2, whose product is annotated as polycomb group ring finger 2. The record is from RefSeq and is a predicted model, not a curated record. Gene Ontology annotation, biological process: negative regulation of transcription by RNA polymerase II. NCBI's taxonomy places the organism in Eukaryota, Metazoa, Chordata, Aves, Cuculiformes, Cuculidae. The transcript has 10 exons. The coding region runs from base 141 to 1106 and encodes 321 amino acids. Gene Ontology annotation, molecular function: promoter-specific chromatin binding. Gene Ontology annotation, cellular component: PRC1 complex.
UGUUGCGUACUGGAAGUGUCACUGGCAUACUGGGACACGGGACACCGGACACUGGGAAACAGGAUACGGGAUACUGUGCGCUGGAACCAAGACAUCAGGACACUGGGAAGCGGGAGGAUCCGCCGCGGCGCUGCUCCAAAAUGCACAGGACCACCAGGAUAAAGAUCACCGAGCUCAACCCCCACCUGAUGUGUGCCUUGUGCGGAGGUUACUUCAUAGACGCCACCACCAUCGUGGAGUGUCUGCAUUCCUUCUGCAAAACCUGCAUCGUUCGCUACCUGGAGACCAACAAGUACUGCCCCAUGUGUGACGUCCAAGUGCACAAAACCAGACCCCUCCUCAGCAUCAGGUCAGACAAAACCCUCCAGGACAUCGUGUACAAAUUGGUCCCGGGGCUCUUCAAAGAUGAGAUGAAGAGGCGGCGCGACUUCUACGCGGCGUACCCCAUGGCAGAGGUUCCCAACGGCUCCAACGAAGACCGCGGGGAAGUCUCUGAGCAGGACAAGGGGAACCUGACGGACGACGAGAUCGUCAGCCUCUCCAUAGAGUUUUACGAAGGGUCCAGAGAGGAGAAGAAAGGGACCGUCGAGAACGGGGACCUGGAGAAGGAGAAGAAGAACGGGGUGCGGUUCCUCCGCUGUCCCGCUGCGAUGACCGUCAUGCACUUGGCCAAGUUCCUCCGCAACAAGAUGGACGUUCCCAGCAAGUACAAGGUGGAGGUCCUCUACGAAGAUGAACCCUUGAAGGAGUAUUACACCCUGAUGGACAUCGCCUACAUCUACCCCUGGAGGAGGAACGGUCCUUUGCCGCUGAAAUACCGCGUCCAACCCACCUGCAAACGGCUGAAGCUCUCGCAACCGCCCGCGUCCGAAUGCACCAACACCAGCGGCGCAUCCGAGUGCGAAUCGGUCAGCGACAAAGCCCACAGCCCCGCCACGCUGCCCGCCACCUCCUCCUCGCUGCCCAGCCCCGGCACCCCGUCCCACGGCUCGCCGUCCCCCGGCACCGGCCCCGCGCUCAACGGCACCUCGAACUGCCACCCGCCCGCCGCCGGCCGGUGCCGCAAAACGACUCUCAACGGCAGCGCGGCCUCCGCCUUGACCUAAGUGUCGACACAACGGGGACUCCUGCCUGGCUUUUACAUAUCUAUAUAUAUUAUAUAGAUACAUAUAUAAAUGUAUACGUGUACAUAGGGAGAAAAAAAAAUAAUAAUUAUACAUACUUAUUUUCUAUUGAUCGACCAGAUUAAUUUAAAAUGCAAAGAAGACACA